Cuscuta campestris is the source of this 709-nucleotide messenger RNA. The record is from the annotation of a GenBank genome assembly. Lineage: Eukaryota; Viridiplantae; Streptophyta; Magnoliopsida; Solanales; Convolvulaceae.
AAGUGAAAAAAGGGAAUGUAACCUUCUAUUACUGGAAUCGCUCCGCUGAUCACAAGGUUUUAUGCAGGUUAAAGCAGAGUGGUAUAUACAUUCGAUCCCAAAGGAUAUAUAAAGAAAGCUUUUUUCGCUAUGGCGGAGCAAACCCUUUUCAGUAAAUUGAUGAUAAAUCUCCGUGCCACUUGCAAGUACUACACUGGCUACCCGAAGGAUCUUGGGCCAUCAAAAGUUAUCCACUUUACGUCAGAGCGUGAAUUUGUCCAGCUUCUUCAUCAAGGAAAUCCUGUUGUUGUUGCAUUCACUAUCAAGAGUAACUAUACAAGACAUCUUGACAAAGUGUUGGAGGAAGCUGCUGCGGAAUUUUACCCGAAUGUAAAGUUUUUACGAGUUGAGUGCCCAAAGUACCCUGGAUUCUGCAUAACACGACAAAAGAAGGAAUAUCCUUUUAUUGAGAUAUUUCACAGUCCAGAGCAAGCAUCUAAUGAGGGCAAGGUUGCUGAUCCAAAUAUUACAAGAUACUCCGUGAAAGUCUUACCUUUCAGCUAUGAUAUCAGUACUUAUGGAUUUAGAGAGUUUUUCAAGAGGCAUGGAAUUCAAUCAUCUGGUGGCCCUCAUCAGUAAAUUCUGUCAAAUUCAGAUUAAUAUCGCUUGACAACAUCUCCUACAUCGAUGUUACAUUUUAAACUUUAAAUUAUAAAUAUUAUUCCAUUAG